GGCAACCUUCACAUCACAGCCAUGGCCUGCAACAACCUCUGCCAACCCUGCGGACCCACCCCGCUGGCCAACAGCUGCAACGAGCCCUGUGCCCUGCAAUGCCAGAACUCCAGCGUCAUCAUCAACCCUUCCCCUGUGCUGGUCACCCUGCCAGGACCCAUCAUGACCUCCUUCCCCCAGAACACCGCCGUCGGAUCCACCUCCUCGGCUGCUCUGGGCACUGAACUCAGUGCCCAGGGACAGCCCAUCUCUGGUGGAUUUGGCUUUGGCCUUGGCUACGGCCUGGGAGGCCUGGGCUGCUAUGGCAGAAGGGGCUAUGGCUACAUCUGCUAA
Molecule: messenger RNA, 333 nt
Organism: Vidua macroura (Pin-tailed whydah)
Lineage: Eukaryota; Metazoa; Chordata; Aves; Passeriformes; Viduidae
Product: feather beta keratin-like
Exons: 1
Coding region: 22-333 (103 amino acids)
Cellular component (GO): intermediate filament
Molecular function (GO): structural constituent of cytoskeleton
Source: RefSeq, a predicted model, not a curated record